AUUUCAUACAAUUAAGUGCCUUUGUUGUUGCUCUCUACACUGCAGCCUGCCAGGAUCCCUCCAGCCUCCUCCUCUUUUUCUCUCUCUAUCCUGCUUUAUUCGUCUUUACUCUUCGUCAUUUCUUUACCUUUUCCUCCUUUUAUGCAUUUAUCUCUUUUCUCUCCGACAAAAAAGUACUCGGAAUAUUUACUUUAAAAAAGAAUUUUUUCUUCGUUUCGAAACGGUUGCUGCAGAAAUUCAGAAUGCUUACGCGGGUAUCGGACCAAAUCCUGAACUUCCAUGAGCUGUUUGAGUUACUUUUGUGUGUAGCCGAGGCAACCCAAAUGAGUGUUCCGGCUAAUUGGAUCUGAUAGCUGAGACUGACGCUGAAGCUGAAACUGAAACACCGAUCGACUCUUGCCCAAAUGCCGCCAUCAGUGUUGGGUCUCUUUGGACCUCGAACAGCAGCUUCUGAGCUCUGCAACUCUCGAAACCUUCAUGGGAUGAAAAGCUAGUCAACUUCUCUGCUUCUACGCCAGUUUUCAGAACCAGGGAAUCAUCAAAGUCUGCCCAAGUUACGUAUUUGUAUUAAUCAUCCCUUUCAGCAAUCCUUUGCCAAAAAACUGCCUAUGAGGAUGUGCUUUACUUCAGCACUUACUUAUCUUUUCAUCCUUAUCACUCUUCUACCCCCGGCCAUUGCUGACCUGAACUCAGAUAAGCAAGCACUUAUUGACUUUGCUGCUGCUGUUCCCCAUCGACGCAACCUCAACUGGAACGCUACCACCUCUGUCUGCAAAUCUUGGUUUGGUGUCACUUGCACGCCAGAUGGCACCCGUAUUCGUGCCCUCCGGCUUCCUGGGGUUGGACUUGUGGGCCAUAUCCCACCAAAUACCCUUGGUAAGCUUGAUGCUCUCAAGAUUCUGAGUCUUCGAUCUAACCUUCUCACCGGUAAUCUUUCCUCUGAGAUUACCUCCCUCCCUUCACUGCAGUACCUCUACCUGCAACAUAAUAAUUUCUCAGAUGACAUUCCUACCUCCUUUUCCCUUCAACUCAAUGUACUGGAUCUGUCAUUUAAUUCCUUUUCUGGAAGCAUUCCACAAACAAUACAAAAUUUAACGCAACUUACUGGUUUGAUCCUCCAAAACAAUAGCCUUUCUGGAUCCAUACCAGAACUUGAUCUCCCUAAACUCAAGCAUUUGAACAUAAGCUUCAACCAUCUUAAUGGCUCUGUUCCAUCUUCCCUUCAAAAAUUUCCAAAUUCAUCCUUCUUAGGAAACUCUCACUUAUGCGGACUACCUCUAAUAGCUUGCUCCAUCUUCCCAGCACCUUCUCCUGCUCCUACUUUGUCUUCAAUACCAUUGAUUCAUUCAAAUCAAAGUUCCAAAAGGAAACUGUCAAUGGGAGCCAUAAUUGCAAUUGCAGUCGGAGGAUUUGUGUUGCUGUUUCUGUCAGCUCUAGUUAUUGUUCUCUGCUGUCUGAAGAAAAAAGGUAGUGAAGGUACUGGUGUAUCAAAAGGAAAAGUUGCAAGUGGUGGGAGGAGUGAGAAACCCAAAGAAGAGUUUGGCAGUGGGAUACAGGAACCUGAAAAAAACAAGCUUGUUUUCUUUGAAGGUUGUUCUUAUAAUUUUGAUCUUGAAGAUCUAUUGAGGGCUUCAGCUGAAGUGCUGGGAAAAGGUAGUUACGGCACGGCAUAUAAGGCUGUUUUGGAGGAGGCAACAACGGUAGUAGUGAAAAGGUUGAAGGAAGUGGUGGUAGGGAAGAGGGAGUUUGAACAGCAACUGGAAAUUGUGGGUAGGGUUGGACAGCACCCAAAUAUUCUGCCACUCCGAGCUUAUUACUACUCGAAAGAUGAGAAGCUCCUUGUCUAUGACCAUGUCCCUGGUGGCAGCUUAUAUACACUAGUGCACGGAAACAGGGACGCUGGACGAACUCCAUUGGACUGGGAUGCCAGAGUGAAGAUCUCCCUUGGAAUUGCAAGGGGAAUUGCCCACCUCCAUUCUGCAGGUGGUCCGAAGUUCUCUCAUGGAAAUAUCAAGUCCACAAAUGUCCUCCUCAACCAAGACUUCGAAGGACGCAUUUCCGAUUACGGUUUAACCCCUCUUAUGAAUGUUCCCGCCACUCCUUCCCGGGGAACCGGCUAUCGUGCUCCAGAGGUGAUCGAAUCCCGAAAGCACACCCAUAAAUCAGACGUGUACGGCUUCGGUGUUCUCCUCCUUGAGAUGCUGACCGGAAAAGCUCCACUCCAAUCGCCAGGGCGUGACGACCUGGUUGAUCUUCCGAGGUGGGUCCAGUCUGUUGUUAGGGAGGAAUGGACAGCGGAGGUCUUUGACGUUGAGUUGAUGAGGUUUCAAAACAUCGAAGAAGAAAUGGUGCAGAUGUUGCAGAUUGCCAUGGCCUGUGUGGCAAAGGUGCCUGACUUGCGACCCAGCAUGGAUGAAGUUGUUAGAAUGAUUGAAGAAAUCCGGCUAUCGGACUCGGAGAACCGGCCAUCUUCUGAAGAAAACAAAUCCAAGGGCUCAAAUGUGCCGACUCCAUGAUUGCCUAAACCUUGGCUCCAGUUUGCUUGCAGGAAGCAGCAACGUUGAGACAUUUUAUUUGAACGCAGUGAGGUUUUCCCAAGUAAAAUAAAAACCUCCUCGGCCUCCAUGUCUGACUCUCGGUAGUCGGUAGUGCGUGAAUGUUUCCAUUUGUUGCCAUUUUUUUUUUUUUUUCGGGGUACGUAAAUCAGUACUGAAUUAUUACUUA
This is a messenger RNA of Juglans regia (Persian walnut), 2724 nucleotides long. Its product is annotated as probable inactive receptor kinase At5g58300. Gene Ontology annotation, molecular function: protein binding; protein kinase activity; ATP binding. The coding region runs from base 609 to 2516 and encodes 635 amino acids. The record is from RefSeq and is a predicted model, not a curated record. The transcript is spliced from 3 exons. Gene Ontology annotation, biological process: protein phosphorylation. NCBI's taxonomy places the organism in Eukaryota, Viridiplantae, Streptophyta, Magnoliopsida, Fagales, Juglandaceae.